AUGUUCGGUGGAUUUUCGAGCAAAUUUGGCCCGGUAUCUUUUGCCCCUCCAUCUACACCUACGGCCCCUCAGACUAUCCGGGAGUGGAAGACUGCAUUGAACGGCGUGAAGAGUCUGUAUCUCCAGCGGCAGUAUAAGCAAUGUGCAGCCCGUUGCGCCGAUCUGCUCAUGGUGGCUAAGGAGCCUAUUGAGCCUGUGUGCAAAACAUUCCUCUGCUUCUAUGCCGCGAUCAGCUACGAGUUCCUCGGCCGUGCAGCGCACCUGUACUCACACAACAAGGUUUCUCUCCUACACCAGGCUCUCGACUCAUUCCUCGACUGUGGCGCUACUCUUCCAAUGCUCAUUUCUCUGCCUAAGCUUCCUAGUGAUCUAGACAGUCCUGAGUUCAGUUCCUAUCUCACCCCACCGGAGACCCCUCAGUACACACCCAAUGACUUUCUCAUUUGGGUUGAUACUCCGGAACAAGCUUCACCUGAGCGUCCUGCUCUCAUUCGGAGUAUGACACACAUGAUUGAUCUCUCGCUGUCGAAUCUAGAUGACGAUCCUUUCGUUUCAGACUCCGGGUCGGAGCAUGCCACAUCUUUCAUACUGACUCUGCCAAAGCACCGUGCCGCACCAAAACAUGCGAUUGACAGGGAGAAUAUCAAUAUGUCUCCGCCCAAGACCCCCCGCAAGUCCAACGAUCCUACGAAGGACUAUCGUCUCACACCUUCUCCUCUUCGUAUCCAUAAAGCUGCUCGAACCAAGGCGUGGGCAGUCAUCUAUGAAGAUGAUGAUGGUGAUGACGAGGUAGAUUUCAGUCCUCGCCCUAAGCCACUGCCCCUGCAGACCACCUCAGCAAGCAAAUUAAACAUCAAGGCCCUAACCACCAGCGCGAUUACCACCACCCCGUUGUUAACUGAUAGUUCUUCUCCGUGCAAGUUCAGCACGCCCUCGUCGAUCUAUUCACGAGACCCCGAUGGCCACAAAGAGGUUGACGGUACUAUCACCCCAGCUCAUGCCGCUAGGAUCGUUCGAUUCAAUCGUGGUGUUGAGUUCCUGCGCGGGCAAAUCUCGACCAACAUCAUAGAAAUCCAGCAGCAUGUGGACCAGGUCAAGGACAUACAACGUGCGCGCCGUGCUCGCCAGAUGCAGCGAGCAACCUCCUUCUGGAGCUUCCGACCCAUCACCGAUGACAUGGGCGAAGAAGACAUUGGAGAGAAAGAGGAGCAGCAGCAGGAGGACCAGAAGCCGGAGCCGGAGCCAUCCAUGGACCAGUUCGGCAAUAUUCUGUACAAAGAAACCAAACAGCAGCGGAUUGUCCGCCUGCGUGCCGACGGAUGGAGCACCGUGGGAGUGCGGUCACCCAACAGUACCUGGAAGGGGGCCCGGUACUACCAGGAGUUCUGCAACAUGGUUUUGACCGAGCUGAGCCUGGACAAUUGA
This is a messenger RNA of Penicillium cinerascens, 1425 nucleotides long. RefSeq lists its product as uncharacterized. The transcript is spliced from 2 exons. The coding region runs from base 1 to 1425 and encodes 474 amino acids. The record is from RefSeq and is a predicted model, not a curated record. Lineage: Eukaryota; Fungi; Ascomycota; Eurotiomycetes; Eurotiales; Aspergillaceae.